This is a messenger RNA of Sclerotinia trifoliorum, 2598 nucleotides long. The record is from the annotation of a GenBank genome assembly. NCBI's taxonomy places the organism in Eukaryota, Fungi, Ascomycota, Leotiomycetes, Helotiales, Sclerotiniaceae.
AGAUUUUUGGUGCAUUUCCAUGUUACUUUGCCGUGUGAUUGCUAUAGCCUCAGGCUCGUUAUUUUUCAGUGGAGGGUUAACUUGGUGAACCAUUAAAUUGAACGCUAAGAUAACAAACCUUAACCCCUCCAAAACACUUAUCAUCACACUUUAUCUACGAUUGCCCAAGUUCACCAUGCAGCUGCGAUCUGCACGGAUCUGUAAGCCUCGCGCCUCUCUGCAACUGCAGUCGAUUUCAAAUCAAACAAUCUCAGGUACGUUAUACCACGAUAGUUUAUCGAUGACUGCGAAGGUAUUGACAUUGAGUCUAGGACCGCGCAGACGAAGCUCCCGCCUGCAAUCAUGCAGCGUUCUGUAUCAAUACCUCACAUCCUAGGGUCCCAAAGCCCUCUCGAGCAACAACCAACAGAUCCUCAGCCUUCACAGCUUGCUAGAGCGACCUCACCAGUACCUUCAAGAACACAGUCUUAAGGUUGGUUGUUGUUGUUUUCAACAAGCAGUGUGCUAAUACAUAUAAGAUAUACCAGAAUAUCCCUGUCCACCUCAAAUUCACAGCCACCAGACUCGGAAACGGAGAUCCGACAAAUCUGUCGAGGCCAAUGCUGAAAGACCUCUAAAACGUGCCCGUCUGACGGAGAAAAAUUUGAAAGCGUUUGAAGAAAUGGGAGGGCAACGAAGGAAAUCUGCUGGGAAGAAGUCUACUGGACAAACGUGUUCAACAACCACAACCACCGACAAGGAUUUCGGCACAGAACUGCAACAAAACAAAGUCGUUUUUACUAGCAUCGACGCACAAGCUCCAGAUGAUGUCGCCGAAGCCAGAAAAUUUCUUGACCGACUACGAGAGUCAGAGCCACCCGAUAGAUUGGAUUACAAAGCAUAUCUUGUACACACUAAGGAUUACGAGAAUGAGCUUAGCGUAGAGAUUUCCGCUUACCCACUCCUUGCAAAACAGACGAAUGAGCGAGUGAUUUCAGGCUAUUUCCAAAGACCCAAUCAUGCUUGGUCGGCAGUUGACAAUCAUCUUACUACCGCAUCAGUGAUGCACAACCGGAUAUUGUUGAGUCUUACCGUAAGACUGACUACCCUCCAACUGCAGUUGAGGAACUUUCUAGAUAACUUGCUCCUUCCUAAUAUAAUGAGGCGAUGCCUGCUUAUGCUGUUGAAUUCAAGAGUACCGCCGGCGACAUGAAGCAAGCAAAAUUGCAACGUGCAUAUGAUGGAGCACUUAUGACGGAGGGAGCACAUGCUGUGCAUACACAUAUUGGCAAGUCCGAUGACAAUUUCUACGGUAAAACGUAGGCUCUCACAGUCGAAUUCAAUGGUGAGACGCUUAACUUCUACGGCCAUCACGCGGUACAGAUCCCUGCAUCGUCACAUCCAGCAACUUAUGAAGCAUCUCGUAGUGGAGUCGACAGAAGUGCAGGGGCGGCCAAUGACACCGCAGCUGCUGUCGAAUAUCAUCAAUAUCUCCUCAAUUGCGACAAUUUUCGUGUUUCAUUUGAAGCUUUCCAAACCGCAUACAGGCAUACUAGGAAUGCUCAAGACAUUGGUUGCAAGUGGGCAACUGAAAGGAAAGAUGCAUUGUGGGCAUACACAAAUGGAGAAAAUACACAAACUUCGCCGGAUGUCCCAACAUCCGCGCAGCAACCGUCGAACGAUCCCUGGUUUCAAUCCCUUCAGGUACACCAAAUCACUGCAACUGUGACGCCUAUGACAACGGGGUUCCGAUACCUGCGCAGCAACCGACCGAUUCCUUGGCUCCCGUCUCUUCCGGACCACCAGAAGGCUACAACUUUAACGCCGACGACGACGACGUAGACCCAACUGGCCAAUUACUUAGAGAAUCCUGGACGGUUAAUGGAUACGCUUUGCCUGAUGCUCAAAUAUACAAUCCGAUAACUCCAUCGCAAUCGUCGAAGGGUGUUUCGGUUCCACUUGAGUCACAACAGCUGCCGGUACCAAGCGUUACAGAGCCUGGGGAGAAUGUUGACUUGAAUGCGCAUAGUCAUAGGAAAACUAGGGCCCGAACACAUCACGCUCUUGCUCUCGAAGAGCCAAGGAAGGUUGAUAAAACUAAGCCGCGAAAGACUCGCACGAAGCAUUAGGUCUCUUGACAGAGCGUAUGAACAUCGAACAAUAAAUGAUCAUUGGAUUCUGGGGUGGUCUGUGAAUUGACGCCGAAUCUAGCGCGAAGCAUUUUCUGCACAAGGCGUUGCUCAGCACAUCUGUGGGCCGUGCACUCUGUUGCCUCAAACUGCAUAACGCGGGCAGGCUAAGAAUGAUUGGACGCGAAGGAGUUCUCUCGGAUUCAUAUGCUCGAGAUAGAGAUGGUCCUCGUCAAAAUUAGGCAAGUUGGUAGCCUUGUCUCUGGGCAGUCGUUCCAUCUGCUUUUGGAGUUGGUGGAGUUUUUUGAACUGGUGGGUCAGCUCUGACUGCUUCUUUAACUUGCGCUAAAUAACCCGCUGGAAAACCGUGACACAGAAAGACUAGUCACCGGGGAAGGGAGACCGUGGCACUUUCAAACAGUACGGAAAUAGGUGAUAUACCUGGUAAGCACGGGGGUAUGCAGCAAGCACCCCUUGCUUUCCGUUGGGA